AUGUAUGCUGAUAGAUUGGAGUCUGAGUUUGGAACCAGGAAUAUGUUAAAAGAUCGUAUUAAUAGCGACAUCUCUAUCCGUGUGCGUCAAGUCACUCACAAGAGGCAAAGGCAGGAAGAUAAAUGGGAGCAUGAUCUUUUCACUAGUGACAACAAACCUCAACUAUCAAACCGCAGAGUUGAUGCUAAAGAUCUUCGCUUGAAGCUUCAGAAGAGACAUCAUAGGUCUCAAAGUGGUUCAGGCGUGGGGGAUUUACGUGAGAAGCUCUCUGGGACAAUGAAUACACAACUGCUAAAAUCUAAAGUAGAGGUUCUUAGACCAAGCAUGAAGAGUAGAGCCACUGAAACUGUAACAGAGACUAGAAAAUCUUCUAAUCAAGCUAGUAAAAAGAAGUCACAGCAGGCUGGUGCUUCGGUUGAUAGCUUUCUGGAAUCUUUGGGUCUUGAGAAAUAUUACACAGCUUUUCAAGUUGAAGAAGAAUGUAAUGUUGAUAUGGAUGCUCUCAUGCAUAUGACAGAUGAUGACCUCAAGGCUAUGCUUAUACCAAUGUGCUGCAAGGACAACAUGUCCUGA
This is a messenger RNA of Eruca vesicaria subsp. sativa (arugula), 573 nucleotides long. NCBI's taxonomy places the organism in Eukaryota, Viridiplantae, Streptophyta, Magnoliopsida, Brassicales, Brassicaceae. The record is from the annotation of a GenBank genome assembly.